Molecule: messenger RNA, 1428 nt
Organism: Punctularia strigosozonata HHB-11173 SS5
Lineage: Eukaryota; Fungi; Basidiomycota; Agaricomycetes; Corticiales; Punctulariaceae
Exons: 6
Coding region: 1-1428 (475 amino acids)
Source: RefSeq, a predicted model, not a curated record
AUGGCCGACCCUGACUCAACAGCCGACCAUGCCCUACCUGGAUAUCACGACGCGACAUCUUCCUCCGCCCCGCCGCCUCGUCCGCCUCCGCCAUCCCAGUCCGUACCGAGCAAGAGUGGGUCAGCACUCGAGACGGUGCACAAGUACUCCUUGGAGACGGGCAAAGGCAAAGCGUGGGUGACCCUCGAGGUCAAGAGCCGUGCGGCCAACGAGAAGAAUCUGCCGCUGUUCGUGAGCGGAGACGAAAUCGCAGGUGUGGUGUCGUUCAACCUGGACAAGUCGGAGAGCUUGAAGGGCAUCGUGUUAUCCGUUACGGGUGGCACCACGGCUGUUGGACAAGAGGAAGAACGUUUUCUUGAACUCAGCCAAGAGCUGUCCCCGGCCGCGAAGCUCAAAGGAGCUCAUUCCUUCCCGUUUAAACUCGCGUUGCCGACGGAAUGCACGCCAAAGGGAGAGAAGCAAACCUGGCCGUUGCCUCCGACCAUGUCGGAGCGUGCCAGCCCGGCGUACAUCGACUACAAACUCACCGUCGUCAUCAAGCGUGGGGCGCUGAGGGUCAACCAGACGCUCGGCACGUCGUUCUCGUACCUUCCUCGCUCUCGACCUGAUCCGCCCUCCUUGCUGCGUGAGGCGGCAUACCGCGAAGGCGUCCCGCUCAUCGGUCCCGAUGGCGACGCAGAAGGGUGGAAAGUUCUGAAACCUCUCAAGAUCCAAGGGACCAUAUUUGACACGAGAGAAGUCGAAGUAGAGUGCACGCUCGCCAUCGCAACUCCGUUGGCAUAUGCGAUCGGCACCCCGAUACCCCUGCACCUAACGUUCACCUCCUCUGACACACAGGCCCUGGAUUUGCUUGCCAACCCUCGUGCUCCUCAGUGCUUCCUCGUCCGCACCCACGCUGUCGGGUCCGGUGCCACCGACGUGACCGCUCCGCGCCGCUCGAACAACACGUUCCUGGAAGAAUGCGGGAAAGCAGUGUGGUGGCCCGUGGAGGAGGAGACGCCGGCGCAGGUCGCAGCGAGAGGCGAGAAGAACCUCGGAUGGGAGAAAGAAGGCAGCGAUGGAGGAAAGGGAUCUAAGAGGGUGCUGAUGGGCGAGCUGGAAGUGAGGAAGGGGUUGAAGGCAAGCUUCUCGUUUCCGAAGCAUUGCGUUUGGUACUCGAUCGCUUUGAGGUCCUUUACCGCUCCCGGCUUCACAUACACGCCACCCGCCGUCGGGUCGUCUUCCAGCGCAGGCUCAGAGGAGUUCCUUCUUACGGAACGCGUUACUAUAACCACUGUCCCGGCAGCGGGGCCAUCACCGCGCGCAUAUGCGCCUCCCGGUUAUAGGGACGAGAACAAUCAAGGUGAUUACAACACGGCCAUAGGGUUUUUGGAGAAUGGAAACCAGAGGUUCUAUCAUCACCAUGGUGGAACUGGAUGGGCACCGUGA